Messenger RNA from Phanerochaete carnosa HHB-10118-sp, 279 nucleotides. RefSeq lists its product as uncharacterized. The record is from RefSeq and is a predicted model, not a curated record. Bases 1 to 279 code for a protein of 92 amino acids. The transcript has a single exon. Lineage: Eukaryota; Fungi; Basidiomycota; Agaricomycetes; Polyporales; Phanerochaetaceae.
AUGCAUCCAUCUGCUAUAUCGCCCGAUGCACCAGUAUUGGGAAAGAGGAAGCUUCGCUUGGUGAACGACUACUCGCGUCCUGCAUCGUCUUCGACCGCUUCGCUGGCUCGGUCGUCACACGAAGCGUCAGGCCAGACACAGAGGCAACAAUCAAGCACCACAGGUACCGCUAGCCGUGCAGAAGAGGUGCCCCAUUCCCCGGAGGUCCUCAUCCAGCACCGUGAUGGAGGUACCGCGGCCCUUCAAGAGCUUCCUCUGCCCUACACGGAUCUCUCCUGA